CGGGGCUGCGCGCGGCCGCCGAAGCCGCUGGGCGGCGGGGCGAGGGGUCGGCGCGGCUCCCGGCACAUGGCGGCGGAAGGGCCGGAGGCCGCAGCUACCGUGGCAACGGCGGUCCCGGCUGCCGCCAUGGCGACGGAGGCCCCGGCUGCUGCCAUGGCAACGGUGCCCGGCGUGACGGAGCGGUACUUCACCCGCUGGUACAAGCCAGAUGUAAAAGGGAAUCCAUGUGAGGACCAUUGCAUACUGCGGCAUUCUAAUAGAAUCUGUGUCAUUACUAUAGCAGAUGCCCAUCCUCUUCUUCAAAAGAGAAGACAAAUUAAGAGUAUUAGUUACCAGAUCAGUGCCAACUGCAGCAGACUCCAGAAUAAAGUUUCUGGAAAAUAUAAAAGGGGUGCUCAGUUCUUAACAGAACUUGCCCCUCUGUGUCACAUUUUCUGCUCAGACGGAGAAGAAUAUACCAUAUACAGCUGUAUAAGAGGGAGACUGAUAGAAGUGAAUGAAAACAUUUUGGACAAUCCAGCUCUUCUACAAGAAAAGCCUUCCACAGAAGGAUACAUUGCAGUUGUACUACCAAAGUUUGAAGAGAGCAAAAGAGUAACUCGGGGGCUUUUGACACAGAAAGAAUAUGAAGAUGUUUUGUCAAAACGUUUUAAUUCCACAUGAUACAAUACACAGAAUGAGAACUAAAUAUUGUGUAGCAGAAAAAAAUGAGUUGUUUAGGACAGAUUCCAGUAUAUCCCAUGAUAAAGUGACUUUAUGGUGUUUUUUACCUAAAAUUUAGAGUAGCGACUAAAAAGCUGUUCAUUUUCAGCCAAAUGAAACACAAUCAAGACAAGUUUUAAGCACCUAAAGACUCAUUUAUUAAUAAUAUCAACCAUGUACUUAAUUUUUUUCCCAGUGAUCUCUGCAGAACUUCAGUAUACCUUAACGACAGUAGGACCCUAACUGUUCUGUUAUAUUUAAAGAAGCAAUACCAAAAAUACUGUCCUGUUUCUAAGGUCAAUAAAAACGUUUCUUUACCAGAA
Molecule: messenger RNA, 1025 nt
Organism: Varanus komodoensis (Komodo dragon)
Lineage: Eukaryota; Metazoa; Chordata; Lepidosauria; Squamata; Varanidae
Gene: ABITRAM
Product: actin binding transcription modulator
Exons: 6
Coding region: 67-663 (198 amino acids)
Biological process (GO): dendrite morphogenesis; regulation of filopodium assembly; regulation of actin filament polymerization
Cellular component (GO): nucleus; filopodium tip; lamellipodium
Molecular function (GO): actin filament binding; actin monomer binding
Source: RefSeq, a predicted model, not a curated record